AUGCUAUCACCGGUGGAGAAUCUUCCAGUCACGGAGGAAGAGACGCAUCUUUCGUUCGGAGAAGUUAUCUCUCUAUCGGUGCAAAAUCUAAUAGCAUUUGUUUCUAGUCACCGUCCAUGGUUGGAGUUACUAGCAUUAGGUUCUAUGGACCGUCCUACCUCUUUCUCUUCAGCCGUCUCGCGUUCGAAACUCAACCUCCACCAUUUUUUGGUUAACUACUCUCUCGUGGCCGCGGUUUCGGCCGCACUCUUCUUGAUAGGUGAUCCGACGGCUCUUCUCAUCAUUGCUUCUUUUGCUGUCAUGUGGUUGCUGUUAUGCUUUUGUAGGGACCAUCCUUUGGUUUUGUACGGUCGACAUGUUAGUGACCGAGUGAUCUUCUUUGGAUUGAUCGUUGGCUCCUUCUGGGCGUUGUGGCUCACGCAUUGCUUCUUGAGUCUGGUUCUUGGGAUCGUGGCAGGUGCCUUGCUUUGCUUGGUACAUGCCGUCCUAAGGAAUCCAGAUGACCUCUUUGUACAAGAAGAGCAAGUUGUUGUUCCUUCGAAUUUUCUUCAUUGGAGCUGA
Molecule: messenger RNA, 561 nt
Organism: Eruca vesicaria subsp. sativa (arugula)
Lineage: Eukaryota; Viridiplantae; Streptophyta; Magnoliopsida; Brassicales; Brassicaceae
Source: the annotation of a GenBank genome assembly